This is a messenger RNA of Scatophagus argus, 2081 nucleotides long. It is a transcript of the gene ttc5, whose product is annotated as tetratricopeptide repeat domain 5. Bases 230 to 1561 code for a protein of 443 amino acids. The transcript is spliced from 9 exons. Gene Ontology annotation, molecular function: protein binding. NCBI's taxonomy places the organism in Eukaryota, Metazoa, Chordata, Actinopteri, Scatophagidae. The record is from RefSeq and is a predicted model, not a curated record.
AUUUUGGGCGACGGACUCCAACUUCCGGUGUCUAUGAAAUUAGAAGCCUCUGUCCUGUGUGCUUUAUUGCACCCGUGCUAUUUCAAAAAAGAAAUGACUUUUUCUUGUCAUCAUAUUAACAUUAGAACCUCAGACUUAAUGCUCGUUUUAUAACUUGGUGUGUUUUUCUCCACUCCAGCGGCUGUUUUUCUGUGCUAUCAGGCUGUAGCUUGUCUGAGCUGGAGCAAAGAUGGCGGAAGACGAGAAGAGUGGAGAGCCUGUGGACAAAAACGAACUACAAAUUAUAAAGGAGCUUGUGGACGAACUGUAUAAUUUCAGAGAUCACUAUUUUGAGACUCAAGGUGUGGAGGAAGCUGGAAGGAAACAAAGUGAUGUCACACAGGCGAUAGACAAGACUUUGAAGAAGCUGGAGGAGAAAGAAGACCACUUUAAGCACAAAGCAGAGUUUCUGCUGCAGAAGGGCAGGUGUCUGAACGUGGGUCCUGACUACAGUGCCAUAGCAGAAGAGUGCCUUUCCCGUGCUGUGAAGCUGGAGCCUGGCCUGGUUGAGGGCUGGAACAUAUUAGGGGAGCAGUACUGGAAAAAAGGAGACCUGACUGGUGCUAAGAACUGCUUCACUGGAGCUUUGCAACAGAGCAAGAACAAAGUGUCUCUACGCAACUUGUCUAUGGUGCUGAGACAGCAGCCUGUGGAGGACAGCGUCAAACAUGGCAAGCAGGUGCUGGAGAGUGUGGACAUAGCCCGACAAGCUGUCCAGCUGGAUGUCACCGACGGGACUUCCUGGUUUAUCCUGGGAAAUGCUUAUUUGUCCAUGUUUUUCGUCUGCGGGCAGAAUCCACAGUUCUCUCAACAAGCUCUAAGUGCUUAUGCACAAUCUGAGAAAGUUGACAGAGCUGCUUCUGGUUAUCCGGAGCUGCAUUUCAACCGAUCCACUCUGUUCCAAUAUGAGGAGAUGUUUGGAUCUGCGCUUAAUGGCUACAGCCGAGCCGCGGUGCUCAACCCGGGCUGGGAAGAGCCUCUAGAUAGGGAGAGGCAGCUGCUGGAGUAUCUGAGGAAAGUCACCGAACUCAUAGAGAACAAGGGGAAGCUGAAGGCGCGCCGAUUACGCACGAUGCUUUCUAACCUCAACACGUCAGCCUUGGGUCCCUGCUCCUCCCCUCAGUUCCGAUCCCCAUCUGGUCACAUUGGCAGCCUGGAGCCUCGAACACUUUCCUCCCUCACACAUGGCCACCACGUCGGCAUAGCCGCUCUGGGCAAAGUGGUGUUCAGUCUGGCCUCUGAGGGUCGCAUGGCUUUUACGUUUGGCAUGGUGGACAGUGAGGAGACAUGUAUAGUGGUGAUGGUAUACAACACGGCAAACAGCUGGGGCGUCCUGAUAGGAGACACUGUAGUCAUUCCUGAACCACAGGUCAAGCGAAACAGUAUAACACAUAAAAAUGAGUCGUUUGACUUCAGAAGCAUACGAGUGGACUCUCCUCUGCUCCUCAUUGUCAACGGCAAGAAACAAAGCGUCCAGAGUCAGAGUGCUGUCUCCGUCAGCUCCAAGGCCCAGACAGAAUGAACUGAACAAACAAGAGGACCAAUACUUUUUUUCCUAUGGAUUUUGAAGAGUUUGGCUAAUUAUUGAAGUUUCCUGUUUGUGCCUGUUUUUUUUGUUUGUUUAUAUUUAUAAAUAACAGGUUUUUUUAUAUUAUGUUCAUGUUGGGACAACAUGUAGUCCUUUGGUAACUGAAUGUCCCUGUGAUGCUGACAAAGUUGCUGUGAGUUACGUUUACCCAUAAAAAAGUCAUUUUGUCGAUAUAUUGUUGGUGUCUUAUAGCAGCAGGGACACCACAAAUGUUGUUUGGGACAUACUAAUGUCUUUAUACUUUAAAAAGAGGCCUUUUUUUAAUCUGUCAUAGUAAGAAAAGCACAGGUUUUAUUAAUAACUCAUGGCUGUGUUUUAUUGAAGGACCCCUGCACUUAAUGAGGAUCCUGAAACUCACGUAGCUAAAUGGGUUAUUAAUUCUGUUAUUUACACUUGCUUUUCUUACUGUGACAAGUCAAACUGUCUUCUGUGAAAAACGUAUUCACUGCGUUAU